AAAGCGACAGCCCUGGCGAUAAGUAUAACGAUAAAAAAUGAUUGCGAAAUGGGCGACGUUUAAUGCCAGGUCACUAAAAACAGGCUGUCGCGAAAGAUAGAAAAAAUCUGUUUUGGUGUUAUAGUUUUCUUUGGUUUAAAUUUGGCGUGGAGGCACCUCCCUGCCUGCCCUGGUCCUCGCCGGGGUGUGUGCGUGUUUUUCGGGUAGGCUCCAUCGCAUCACCGCGCUGCAGUGCGUUACUGUAACCGAGCAGAAGUGCCACGCCGCCGGCUACAGCUGCGCCGUCGGCCGAUACUAUGUCAAAAACAGAGAGAGACAAAGUAACACUGCGAAAAAAUCCUGCUGAUCUAUGCAAUGAAAAAAUGGCAACUUUGGUCUCUACCAGCUGUGGUUUGUAGCCACAAAGAAGUGCAAGUGUGCAGACAUCUGUUGUGAAGUGGUGUUUGUGCCCGAUUUUAAAAAGCUUUGAUCUGCAGCACAUCAGGCAGCCCGCAUGGAACGAUCAGGGAGCAUCCAACUUGAUAUUCCGGACUUCAGCAACUCCGUCCUGUCGCACCUGAACCAGUUGCGCAUGCAGGGCCGCCUGUGUGACAUCGUGGUCAACAUUCAGGGCCACAGUUUCCGUGCCCACAAGGUGGUCCUCGCCGCCAGCUCCCCCUACUUCCGAGACCACAUGUCCCUCAGUGAGAUGAGCACCGUGUCCAUCUCAGUAAUCCGUAACCCUUCCGUAUUCGAGCAGCUACUUUCGUUCUGCUACACAGGUCGAUUGUGCUUGCAACUCGCGGAUAUUAUCAGCUACCUGACGGCGGCCAGCUUCCUCCAAAUGCAGCACAUUAUUGAUCGCUGCACCCAGAUUUUAGAGGGCAUCCACUUUAAGAUCAGCAUAUCGGAUGUGGAGGAGGAGCUUGGGGGCGGAGCCCACAGAACCACCAACCAAACCGAAUCAGGGAGAGGCGGGACGGCACUAACGGGGUCCCGCUCUGUAAGUCCCAGACAUAGCAGCUCUAGGUUGAUUAGAAACACUGGAGGGGUGAUCAACAUCCGUGAUGUGAGGGAAGUCCACGAAAUCAGUCCUCCGGGGGAAUCCAUGAGCCCUCAGAUGGUGCAGCACAGCGGAAUUGGCUCGGAAGAGGUGGGAUCCGGGAAAGAGCCCAUUCUCCGUAUUAAUCGAGCUGGGCAGUGGUAUGUUGAGACAGGAGCUGACGUGGAUGGGGGCAGAGAAGAGACCGUGCGAGUGGUGGAUGGGUUUCGUAUUAAGACAGAAAGGAUGGAGGAGUGGAUUGGAGCAGAGACUCCGGCGUCGGCGGAAGAGGGCAGUGGGGCGGAGGAGGGGCCAACGGUGAUGAUUGACACCUCAGGACGUAGCACACUCUUGAAAGAUGAGAGAAGAGGGGGGAAAAGUUCUCAGCCUUCCAGUAGCUUCAGUGAGACGGAGAGGUUUAGUCCUACAGGAAGUGUGGUGGUGAUGGCUGACCGACAAAGAGCCAAGAGUGAGUCUCCGGGAAGAGUUGACGACCAGAGACACCCCACCUCACAGGGAGAAGAACAAGCUGUGUUUGACAUGGGAGGAUACGAGGAGUACCUCCGAGAACAGGUAGGUGAUCGGUGGUUCCGCUACAACCCCCGUCUCACCUGCAUCUACUGCUGCAAGUCCUUUAACCAGAAGGGCAGCCUAGAUCGACAUAUGCGCCUGCACAUGGGAAUUACCCCCUUCGUUUGCCGCAUCUGCGGGAAGAAAUACACCCGCAAGGACCAGCUCGAGUACCACAUUCGGAAGCACACAGGAAACAAGCCCUUCCACUGCCACGUUUGUGGCAAGAGCUUCCCUUUCCAAGCCAUCCUCAACCAGCAUUUCCGCAAGAACCAUCCUGGAUGCGCCCCGCAGGAGGUGUCCCACAGUGCCUCACCCGAGACCACCAUGGUCACCUCUCGGGGAGGCCAGAACGAAGAUGAGUCGCCCACCCAGGAGGAGCCUGAGGGCAAUGGUGGAGGUGGAGGUGCCGGUUCGUCCUUUGGAGAAGGGGUACAACCUUCGGUCUCCACCACUGGGCCCGAUUAAAGGCUUCUUAGGGGGAAAAACUUAAAAGGCAAAAGUAUACUUCUGCGAGACAGAACGGCACACAGAAAAAUUAAGUAUACCUUAGCCUUCAGUGUCCAUGGAGACAGAGGCCAAUGGGGUCCAAAGGGACCUUGUCUUCGGAGACACCUAUGUCCUCUGCCUCUUACCAUCCACACUGAGAUAUUGCAGAAGAGUUGGAAAUUGGAGGUUCUCUUUCCUGCUGUCAACAAGGAACACAUAAAAAAGGGAGAAUCUUCUGCGUUAUACUUGGACGAAGUUUUGGGAUUUGUUUUAUGUUUUGGGAUUUUUUUCAUUGACAGCAAAAAUGCAAAGAACUGUUUGCUAGAACUAGUGUUCUAUAGGGAUUAAUAAAUGGUAUUUCCGCUUUAAACCGCAUCUACCUUGACCAUACAGACUGAACAGGACGUCAACAAAUGAAGACAAGCCACACUCCAACAACCUCACACACCACUGGAUGCAGUGAUUAAUUCUUUCUUCGUUUAGAUUUUUUUUAAGCCUUUCCUGUCUUUUAUAUAUGUUAACUUGUUUUAUAUUUUUGUACUACUACUACUAAAAGUCAGGACAAACAAAAGAGAAGCUGUAGCUACAAUGUGGUCAAAUAACAUCGAAAUUGCCAAACUUCUGUGUGCCAGAUGGUGAAUUAUAAAAACAAAAGGAUGUCGUAGUCCUUCACUACUCUGCCUUGAGACAAUCUUGAUAAAUCAAUCUGGGGCUAGACGUCGCACCCCCUAGCCAUGACAAGCUUAGAAAAACGGGUUCAGUUUUAUUUAGGGACCUGACAUCAGUUUUUUUUCUUUUUCCCGUUUUGUAUUAAGUGCCGAUAUGGCCUGCCAUAAAACCGAAACUCAUAGCUCACACUUUGAGUCCUAAAGGCCUCAAAGAGAACGCAAGUAUAUUCUAGCCUUAGAACAUUUCCGGGUUUAAAAGGCCAUGUCCAUAUUUAUCCGUUUUCGCUUAAAAAAACGUUCAGUUUCCUAACGUCAUCAUUUUCCUAAAUAUGCGGAAAUGCAGAGCCUUUUUGAAACGCUCUAUUUUCGGUGGAGGAAAAUGCCGUUCUGGUGUGAAUUACAGUCAUAAUUGUAGCAAAAUAAAUUCGUUUUCAAACAAAAUAGUAGUAGUAUGGACAUGGCCUCAUUUACAGAAACACUCAGCAUUUAAUUUUCCUGAUUUGAUGGAACAG
Molecule: messenger RNA, 3260 nt
Organism: Xyrauchen texanus (razorback sucker)
Lineage: Eukaryota; Metazoa; Chordata; Actinopteri; Cypriniformes; Catostomidae
Product: zinc finger and BTB domain-containing protein 37-like
Exons: 4
Coding region: 494-2059 (521 amino acids)
Biological process (GO): regulation of transcription by RNA polymerase II
Molecular function (GO): protein binding; DNA-binding transcription factor activity, RNA polymerase II-specific; RNA polymerase II cis-regulatory region sequence-specific DNA binding
Source: RefSeq, a predicted model, not a curated record